Erpetoichthys calabaricus (reedfish) is the source of this 5715-nucleotide messenger RNA. Its product is annotated as A disintegrin and metalloproteinase with thrombospondin motifs 8-like. The transcript is spliced from 9 exons. NCBI's taxonomy places the organism in Eukaryota, Metazoa, Chordata, Cladistia, Polypteriformes, Polypteridae. Gene Ontology annotation, molecular function: zinc ion binding; metalloendopeptidase activity. Gene Ontology annotation, biological process: extracellular matrix organization; proteolysis. Bases 353 to 3166 code for a protein of 937 amino acids. The record is from RefSeq and is a predicted model, not a curated record.
AAUACCGCUGUUAGGAACAACCUGCUCUGGUGCUGCGGAGUUUAACGAUCAGUUUUUUAGUUCUCUUACAAUACUAGCCGAAUGACAAGUAAAAAAAAAUGCUAUAAACCUAGUGGCAGAUACAUUUAACAACACGUACUAAUUCUGAUUUAUUUGGAUUACGUAAAAUUACAACUCAAAUACACAUUGAUAAUUAGUUUUGUAUUUAUAAGUUAAUAUUUGUAUUUAUUAUAAUGAAGGAAAAGAAUAACGAUUGAUGGAAAUUUAAUUGUUCAGAGUAAAUGUAAUUUUUUAGUAUAUACAUAUAUAUUUUUCCUUUUUUUGUUCACCUUGCUAGAGCAAUCGCACAAAAAUGUGUUUUAAGAGUUUCUUAGCUUUAUUUGCUCUAUUUAUGACCACGCUGACACUUCCAACUGAAUUGUUUGAAUCUGAAGAAGUUAUACCCACCAGGAUAAACAACAGACGCAGCGGACGCUUUUGGAAAAGAAGCGAAGAUCUCUCCACCUUCAAGAUUUCCGCUUUUGGAAAAGAUUUCUUUUUAAAUCUAAUCCAUGAUGACCAUUUUUUAUCUCCCAACUUUAUGAUUCACAGGGUCACAAGGAAACGUUUUCCUGACGGAGCGGACACAGAAUCUCGCAUUAGUAGAAAAAGUAAUCUGGGGGUCAUCGAAACGGAAGAGACAGUAUCCGAUUUGAGAAGGUGCUUCUACUCGGGCUCUGUGGACUCAAAUGUCGAUUCGGUGGUGGCAGUCAGCCUCUGCGGAGGAAUUAGCGGCUCGUUUGUUAGUGACGGUGAUGAGUACCUGAUAGCACCAAAAAAUACAACCCAUGGAGGCAGUGAAGCAUCGUACGAAAUGCCGCAUAUGAUCAGACGGAGAGUAGCAGGCAGCCAUCAAACUGGACAAAGAGUGAUGCCUGAUAACACUGAGCUCUCUACUGCCAAUAAAAAUAUCGAUUCUAAAUCGACCUUGAGAAACAAGCGCUUCGUGUCUGAGCCCCGCUUUGUGGAGACCUUGCUGGUGGCAGAUUCAUCCAUGACAAACUUUCACGGUGAUGAUAUCAAGCACUACAUUUUAACCCUAAUCUCUGUUACUGCUCAACUGUAUAAACACCCAAGUAUUAAGAACUCUGUACAUCUGGUUGUUGUGAAGGUCUUGAUUGUAGAGGAUGAGGAAGUGGGCCCAUCCAUUUCCAGCAAUGGUGAUUUGGCUUUACGCAACUUCUGCACCUGGCAACGGCACUUCAAUACUCAAAGUGACCGGCAUCCUGAACAUUACGACACUGCACUACUUUUUACCAGACAGGACAUCUGUGGAAAAAGAAGCUGUGACACCUUGGGAGUAGCUGAUGUGGGAACCAUGUGUGAUCCAGAAAGGAGCUGUUCAGUAGUUGAAGAUGAUGGACUUCAGGCAUCUUUCACUGCAGCACACGAGCUAGGACACGUGCUUAGCAUGCCACAUGAUGACUCAAAGACAUGUGAGAGAUUGUUCGGCAACCUGGGGAGGCAUCACAUGAUGGCGCCAUUGUUUAUUCACCUUAAUAAGACCCAGCCAUGGUCACCAUGUAGUGCCAUGUACAUCACCGAGUUCUUCGACAAUGGACAUGGAGACUGCCUGCUUGAUGCCCCGGCAAAGUCAAUGCCUUUGCCCACUACCUUGCCUGGCUUGGAAUAUGACUUAGAACAACAGUGCCAGCAGACCUUUGGUGAGGAUUUCCAGCACUGCCCCAACACAUCUGAUGCAGAUGUCUGCUCCCAGCUUUGGUGCAGGGAGGAGGGACAGCUUCUUUGCACAACUAAAAAUGGCAGCUUGCCCUGGGCUGAUGGAACAGCUUGUGGCAAUGAGAGGAUCUGUUUCAACAAGGAGUGUGUAGAAAAAGAGGAGCUCUUAAAGCCAAAGGUUCUGGUGGAUGGACAGUGGGCAGCAUGGAGUCUAUGGGGAGACUGUUCCAGAACUUGUGGAGGAGGAGUUCAGUUUUCUUACAGAGAUUGCAAUGAUCCUGAACCCCAGAAUGGAGGAAAAUAUUGUGAAGGCCAGCGAGUUAAAUAUCAGUCCUGCAAUAUUCAAGACUGCCCCAGUAACCAUGGCAAGAGUUUCAGGGAAGAGCAAUGUGAAAAGUACAACAGCUUCAAUUAUGUGGACAUGAUUGGAAAUGUCAAGCAGUGGAUUCCAAAGUAUGCUGGUGUGUCACCACGGGACAGGUGCAAGCUGUUUUGCAGAGCAAGAGGCAGCAGUGAAUUUAAAGUAUUUGAAGCAAAAGUCAUUGACGGUACACCAUGUGGACCUGAUACCACUUCCAUCUGUGUUCAAGGACAGUGUAUCAAAGCUGGCUGUGACCGAAUGAUUGGGUCAAACAUGAAGCUGGACAAAUGUGGGGUUUGUGGUGGAAAUGGCUCCUUGUGUCGGAAAAUAACUGGCACCUUGAAUAAAGUCAGGUAUGGUUAUAAUGAUAUAGUUACAAUUCCUAUUGGUGCCACCAAUAUUGAUUUAAAACAGAGAAGCCACAGAGGGCUGAAACAUGAUGGAAAUUACUUGGCAAUAAAAGCUGAAAAUGGGAAGUUCCUUCUGAAUGGGAAUUUCUCUGUGGUUACAGUAGAACAGGAUAUCCCUGUGAAUGGAGCCGUUCUCAAAUACAGUGGUUCUUCUACCACACUAGAAAGGAUCCAGAGUUUUGGAAAGCUACAAGAGCCAAUUGUGAUGCAGCUGCUUGCCAUGGCAGGAGAAAUGUCACCACCUAAAGUCAAGUACACUUUUUUCAUCCCAAAAGAUAUUUCCUUCAACAAGCCCAAGGCAAAAAAACCUUCCAUGCAUGUAAUCCCACCGUUUGGUGUGUCCCAAUGGAUCCUUGGGGAGUGGUCAGAAUGCUCUAAAAGCUGUGGCUCUGGCUGGCUGAGGAGAAAUGUGGAAUGUAGAGAUACUAGUGGGCAGCUCUCAUUUGACUGUGACAGAGCUCUGAAGCCAGAGGACAUUAAGCCAUGUGGAGAUCUUCCUUGUCCUCUUUGGCAAAUGGGCCCAUGGUCAUCUUGCUCACGAACUUGUGGUGAAGGAGAACGCAGACGUAGUGUCUUCUGUAUUGACUACACUGGGAAAACUGUAGAGCCAGAAAAGUGUGAUCCCACAAAGCGACCUAUGGUGGUCACUGAGGCAUGUAAUUUCCAAGAGUGCUAAAAGCAAAUUGACACCAAAUGUGAUAGAUUAGAGAAUGACUAACAAGCCUUGACCGUGCUUCAAAAACAAGCAGGGAAUCGGUAGUUGGACAGUGAAAGUGCACUAACUGACCUGAGCAGGUCAAAACAGAGACCUGUUUGAAAGCUUAAUUUGACUUUCAGUUUUAUAACCACUAUUGAUGUCUGACCCAAUAGAGAUCUACCUCAGUGAAAAUAUUAAUAUUGAUUGCCUUGCAAGUAAUAAGUUAAUAUGUUUUAAGUAGAUUGUGGUUCCAACUGCGGAAAGCAACCUUUGCAUGAAAACUGCUGACAGCGUCUUUGGAUUGUAAAAUACCUCUGCUUCUCAAAAGGCUAUGCAUUGCUAUGCCAUGGAAAUGCAGCAUACAACUACACUGGAGGCUAAAUUUGAGUUGGCUGACCAGGAUGCUCAUCUUAAAAUAUCCAGUGUUACCCAAAUAAGCUGCUGACAGAUUAUUUUUGAAUGUUUAAUUCAGCUCCUUAUGAUCUUAAUGUGGAAUAACUAAAUUGUAAACAAAACCUUAAAAUGUUUAAAUUAUCAAAAGUAAAUUUUUGUGCUGCAGGGGAAAAAAAUAGAAAGAAAAGAAAUUCACUGCUUGUAUGAAAUGAAUACCAGUUCAGAUAUAUGGUCAUAUUUGCAUGGCUACAAGUUUGAGAAACCAGUGGGCCAAUAAAAAUGUGCAUUAUUUUGGUUUACUGGGAUGCAUAAUAUCAGCUGCAAGACAGAAACAAAAUGUCCACACAGGUCAUUUCUCUAUAAUGUCCAAAUUAUUUAUGCUAUGCAUGUGAACUGUAGAGAGGAUUUGAAAUUUGACAUCUUCCUCAUUUGAUCCUCAGAUGAAAAUUAGCUGUGACGAGUCUUUCAAGGUACUCUGGGUGAUACACUAAGAAUUUUUCUGAGGCAGCAUCUGUUCUGUCAUUCAAAUGAAUGAUCCUAAUGUAUCUCUGUAAAUGUACAAAUAUAGUCCUUUUGUCCAAAUAACAUACCUUCUAAUUAUUUUGCUAACAGGUGGUCAAAGAUUUAUUUUAAUGAACUGAUUUCUUCUGUACUUUCCAUUGUGGGGAUACUUAUUCUAGCAUGUAGUAAUUACAUUUCAUAAGUGGAGGUGAGUGUAUGUUAAAAGGAGGAAAUGCCAGUUUAAAUCGAUACAUGGUUACCAUCUUAGGAUGCUGCUGCAUGAGUCAGUUAACACUUUAUUACAGCUCACACUAUUUCUUGAAUGCUAUAAUGGUGUUAUUCCUAGGAGUUUAAUAUUGAUCAUUUAAUCCAGUGAUUUUUGCAAUAUAUUUACAUAAGAUUGCAGGGAAAGUAAUAGAGCAGGUCACUCACAAUUAUUAUGCCUAUUUGAUGUAAACCUGGUAGAGAGAUCCCCUAACUAUAAAUGCUAUAACUUAGAUUCAAUAUGAUGGAUUCAUUUUUGGGUAGCUAAAGUUGCUGCUGUGUCUUUGGAGUGGCACUGAAUGUGACAUUAUCUGUUCUGUGAAAAAGAGCACAGAAAUAUUUCAUCUGGAAACAAACUAGAUUAUUGCAAGAAGGGAGCAAAGAAAAGGAACGUGUGGCUGAGAAUUAUAGAAAGCUUGUGUCUGCUUAGUACAAAGCUGUUUCUAAUCGAAUCCAUUUGCUGUUGAGAUGAAUACCUAACAUAGAGCAUAAACAUAAACUUUCCUACAUCAGAAAAUUUUACUUUAAAAUGUAUACUGAAAACAUUUGUAAACAAUUGGUGAUAAAUUCAUACAAAACACUGAAAACAAACUUUUGCUUAAUUUAGUUCUCUCAACACAUAAUAUCUAAUGAAGGCUAGAAUAUGUUUUUACCAUUUAAUCUAUUGACAGAAGGCAUUUUAAAUAUAAUAUUUUUAUCAGAAAAGAGGCAUUUUCUGUUCUAUUUGAAUCAGUGAGAAAGCAGUUAAAAAGAAUUCAAAGUAACAAGUGCUUCAGCAUUUGUGAUAAUUGGUUGCCAAUAAACAACCUCUUUUAAAAGCACAACAGCUUGACUUGUAUUAUCAUCGUAUGUUACACAAAAAUUGCUAAAGAAUUUCCCCACAAUGUAAUAUUUGACUGGCAAUGUAAUGUUGUGAUAAUUUUAACUUUGACUUGCCUGGCAAAAGGGCAACAUUUUAGAACAAAGUAUUUCUAACUUAGCACAACUACCCCUAUCCUGCAUUGUAGUAAAAUGUUCUAUAUAUAAAGGAAGUCAAAACUAAUUGUAUAAAUGUAGCAUUCCAGUAAUGUACAAAGACUACGGCAUUAUUUCCCUUCAGUGAAGGAAUUUAGUAUUGUAUUAUUUAGCUUCCUUUAAAAAAAAAUAUUUAUUUUUGUACAGUUUCUACCUUUUGACAACAAUGUACAAUGGUUUUCGGUUUAAAGAUGCUGCUGUAUUACAGAAUGAUCAAAGAAUCAAAUACUGAAUCUGUGGUGUGUAUCAUUGUUUUGUUGUACUGGUGAUUAUUGGAUGAAAUGUUACAGGUGAUGAGAUUUAUAAUCGAGCUCCAAAAUCAAGAAACUGAAAUAAACUGUCUAAUUUUUAUAAAA